Messenger RNA from Chanos chanos (milkfish), 2716 nucleotides. RefSeq names its product calcineurin-like EF-hand protein 1 (gene chp1). The record is from RefSeq and is a predicted model, not a curated record. The transcript is spliced from 7 exons. The coding region runs from base 304 to 891 and encodes 195 amino acids. Lineage: Eukaryota; Metazoa; Chordata; Actinopteri; Gonorynchiformes; Chanidae. Gene Ontology annotation, molecular function: calcium ion binding.
GAAGCUGACAGUUGCUAGUUUAGUAGCUCGAUCCAUUUGACUCUCAGCAAUACAGUAACUCACUCACUGGGAUGACACGUCUUAGUCGUUGAAUAUAUCAUAUAGACUAGUUCUGAACACUCGAUAAAGUGACAAGCAGUUUAUCAACAAGUUAGCCCGACGUCUCCCUUUGCUUGGUGUGACAGGCUAGAUAAGCAGCGAGGCUGUCCUUAGCAUAUCUUAGCCAGCGUUAACCUGGUAGCAGUAUCACCCCAGAAUUUAGAAUUUCAGACAGCAUUCUGUAGUUUGUAACCCUAAGACAUUAUGGGGUCCAGAGCAUCGUCAUUAUUAAGAGAGGAAGACAUCGAGGAGAUAAAAAAGGAAACUGGAUUUUCUCACAGUCAGAUUACCCGACUCUACAGUCGCUUCCACAGCCUGGACAAGGGAGAAAAUGGUGCUCUCAGCCGGGAAGACUUCCAGAGGAUCCCAGAGUUGGCCAUAAAUCCUCUUGGAGAUCGUAUCAUCAAUGCCUUCUUUCCAGAGGGAGAGGACCAAGUAAACUUCAGGGGCUUCAUGCGAACGCUGGCUCAUUUCCGUCCGGUGGAGGACAACGAGAAGAACAAAGACCCAAACGCUGGAGAGCCCCUCAACAGCAGGACCAACAAACUACUCUUUGCUUUCCGGCUGUAUGACCUGGAUAGGGAUGACAAAAUCUCCAGAGAUGAACUCCUGCAGGUUCUGAGGAUGAUGGUUGGGGUGAACAUCUCUGAUGAGCAGUUGGGCAGCAUUGCAGACAGAACCAUUCAAGAGGCAGACACCAACGGAGACAUGUGCAUCUCCUUCAGCGAGUUCAUCAAGGUUUUGGAGAAGGUGGAUGUGGAGCAGAAGAUGAGCAUCCGCUUCCUGCACUGAAGAUUGCACACAUGGACCAAACGCUGGUUGGAGGACUUUUGCCAUAUCAACAAAAUCUCACCCCAUUUUCAACACUCAGAGGAACUGCUUUACCUUCCCUUGAAUAUUCUCUGACCAUGUGUUAAUUGUCUUGUCUUCUCAUUUCAUUGUCAGUGAUAGCCUCUGCCUUGCACUGUUACCGUAAUUGAAGGGAAUACUAGCGUGCCUUGGAUUUUCAUACACGGUCACUACUGCUAUUCCCCUAAGACUUUAAAUCGUAUUUAUUCUAGACCCUUCCUGGGAUCCAUAAGAAUGUUUUGGCACACAAGUCUCGGUCAAAGAUUAAGUUUAGUCCAGGACUAAAUUACAUUUCUGAAUGGAAGAGAUUGCCCGUUCCCAAUCUAAUUAAGUGCAGGCCUGGUUUUAUUCUUGUUUGCGAGACUGGUCCUUUAUUUAUUAGAUAAUCUGUAGAAACAGUAACAGUAGAACAUAUUUUAACAGAAUACUGUUUUUAUUAUUCCAUAUCAUGGCUGUCUUAGACAUUAUUCAGUCUGUUUUUAAUGGAAGAUUAACGAUAUUAAGAACAAAUUUGCCAAGACAGUAGAACACUUAGAAAUAAAUUGUCAGAAUGCUUUAACUUAUUGAAAUUGCAACUCUCCAAAGAACAAUGAUUCCACAAUGACACAAAACAAUGCCAAUAAAUUGUGUUUAAAUGAGAGAGGGCUGCCACUAAUGGCCAUGUUAGGAUAUUUUAUAUGAAUGUUCUAUAAAUUUGUUUUCUUCACUUUCACUAAUGCUGAACCUGUAGUUAUACUUUGGUGAAGGGACUAUGGGAGAUCACUGCAUUUACCAUGGGGUGACAUAGACUGGCCAUCCAAAGUGCAACUGAACUUUAUUCAUGUCAGCUUCUGCGGAGGUAUGGAGUUUAGCAGGGAGGUCCUCUUAGAGAACUUGGACAAAGUCAUUUUCGCUGAUAUCUAUCCCCUAUCCAUGCAGCUCCAAACCUUCGUAAAUUGUCAGUGUAGUUAAUAAAAUAGAUUGUGACAUUGUUGAUCAAAAUUCUUGGCUGAAAUCGGUUCCAAGAAGACCGCUGCUGCUCCAACCUGUAGGUUCAGUGCUUAACAUCAGUCAUCAAGUAAUCCUUUAAUGUUGGUUGAUAUUUAACUUUGCAGAAUAUUUAUGGAACUCCUCUAGACCAGUGUCCACUGAAGUGCCAUGGUGUCGUUAUCCGUGUUGAUCAAUAUGACAAGGAUACUUGGAUGCUUUGAGCCAAAUUCCUGGUAGUUUUCCCUCUCAAUAAUUCACUGCCAGUAAGUUGUCAUGAUCUCUGAUUCAUUCUUUGCCGGACUGGACCAGCCUUGUCCUUAGACUUGCUCAUUCAUGUGACUGCACUGAGUUCACUGUGCGUUCUGUGUGUGCUCAGUUAAAAAAUCAAUGUCAUCAUUGUCAAGUGAUUAAGAUCAGAACGAGUACAAAAGAUAAACCGUUAAUCUUUUUUUUUUUUAAUCAUUAAUGUUUCUACAUGCAUAGCUGUCCCCGGUACUUCAAAAGAAAGCCAGCAGUGCUCUCUGGUUCUCAUUGUAUGUAGAUCUAAAUAGUGUAUAUAUUAUGGGGAGGGGUCAGGUACUGAACAAGCUGAUUGCAGAUCAGUUUCGUUAAGGACCGGAAAAAGAGCUUAACAUUUAGAAAUGGUCAGCAGCACUGUGUUGACACUUGCGGAAAAAUGUGAUUUUAGAAUCAAAUAUGUCUCUAUCUGAAGAAAGCUUUUUUUUUCUGUGAUAUAUAUAAGAACAUAAUUGAUGAAUGGUGUUUGGUUUUGAUUAUAAUAAAACAUAAGUGCCAUGAG